Molecule: messenger RNA, 1362 nt
Organism: Ornithorhynchus anatinus (platypus)
Lineage: Eukaryota; Metazoa; Chordata; Mammalia; Monotremata; Ornithorhynchidae
Gene: ZNF581
Product: zinc finger protein 581
Exons: 1
Coding region: 5-841 (278 amino acids)
Biological process (GO): regulation of transcription by RNA polymerase II
Cellular component (GO): nucleus
Molecular function (GO): DNA-binding transcription factor activity, RNA polymerase II-specific; RNA polymerase II transcription regulatory region sequence-specific DNA binding
Source: RefSeq, a predicted model, not a curated record
CACCAUGCUUCUGCCCCCCCGCCCCAGAGCCCCCCCUCCCCACCCCGGGCCUCCUCCUAGUCCCUCCGCCUCUCCUCGUCCCGCCCCGCAAGAGCCCCCCGGCCCGUCCCGGCCCCCGGACCCUCCCCGCUUCAGCCGCCGCCGCUACCUCCUCAUCGACAGUCUCGGGGUCCCCUACACGGUGCUGGUGGAGGAGGCCGGGGGCGGGGCGGCCCCCGGGGGGUCCCUGCCCCAGGCCCCCCAAGCCCCGACGGCCCCCCAGGCCCCGGCGGCCCCCUCGCGGAAGGCCUACCGCUGCCCGGUCUGCUCGCGGGCCUUCGAGUACCUGUCCUACCUGCAGCGGCACAGCAUCGCCCACUCGGAGCAGAAGCCGCACGUGUGCCCCGCCUGCGGGAAGGGCUUCAAGCGCCAGAGUCACCUGGAGAGGCACAAGUUCACCCACGGCGGGCGCGGGGGCAAGCCCCACGCCUGCCCCGUCUGCCCCCGCCGAUUCCGCGACGCCGGCGAGCUGGCCCACCACCAGCGCGUGCACACCGGGGAGCGGCCCUUCCAGUGCCGCGUCUGCCACAUGCGCUUCGGGGAGCGGAACACGCUGCAGAGGCACGCCCGCCGAAGCACCGGGCCGGGCAGCCCUGACGGCGCUCGGCCCCGAGGGACCCUCGGCCGAGGACCGACCCCCGCCCCCUCCCUCCGCCGAGCCAGCCUCGGCGCCCUCCCCUCCCCCCCCCAGCCCCGCUCCCCGGCCCAAAGCCGAGCACGGACACGCCGGGCUGACCUGGACCGCGCCCGUCGGCCUCGGUCUCCCCGAGGGGCCCCCGGACGGGCUCGAACUUCGGGCUGACUUCUUCGGGUCCUUCCCGUCCGAGCCCCGGACUCCUGACGCCGCUGACUCCCCCCUCUGUGGAAAUCCGGCUCGGAUCCCGGCCGGACUCCGACCUCUCUGCUCCCACUCCCCCGUCCCUCUCUGCAGCUGGAGGAGAUCGGGGUGCCGGGGGGGGGGGAGCUCCUGCCCUCCUCCGUCUCCCAAACUGGAACCUGGAUUUAUUCAUCUCUGACUUUCCAAGUCCUAGCUGGGGAGCGACUGAGUCAGCCGGUAAGGGACCACAAGCUAGGGCAGCCCCCGCCCCCGAACAGAUCCCAGAGCACUUAAAUACAGAUUCAAGAGCACUUACAGGUAGCAGGUCGGCCACACCGGCGGGCCCCAGGCCAAAACCCACCACCCCGGAAUGGAGACGCAGACGAGACGGUGGGGAGGGAGGCCAGCUCCUCGUUUUCACGCGUUCUUUUUGUGCAUUUUUAAGGUAUUAGGAGUAGGAGGGCAAGAAAGGACUUCUGACCAAAAUAAAUGUGUUUCGACAGACA